Messenger RNA from Corvus hawaiiensis (hawaiian crow), 15351 nucleotides. RefSeq names its product EPH receptor A7 (gene EPHA7). Gene Ontology annotation, molecular function: ATP binding; protein binding; transmembrane-ephrin receptor activity. The transcript has 17 exons. NCBI's taxonomy places the organism in Eukaryota, Metazoa, Chordata, Aves, Passeriformes, Corvidae. The record is from RefSeq and is a predicted model, not a curated record. Bases 213 to 3194 code for a protein of 993 amino acids. Gene Ontology annotation, cellular component: plasma membrane; neuron projection. Gene Ontology annotation, biological process: cell surface receptor protein tyrosine kinase signaling pathway; protein phosphorylation; axon guidance.
UGGCGGGCGGCCGGCCCGGUGCGGGAGCCGGGCAGCGGCGCGGAGGUGGAGGAGAAGGAGGCGAAAGAGAAAGGCAGCCUGGAGGGAGGGAGCGCCGACCCACAGACUAGCACAGCAAAUUCUCCACCGUCCUCUAGCACCCACCAAGCGGCGGCAGUGGCAGUGUCUAGAAAUAGAGCGCUAGAAAUAUAAAAUCACCCCGCUCCUGCACCAUGGCUUUCCAAAGUAGGCUCCCUUCUUGGAUUAUUUUGUGCUCCGUCUGGCUGUUCCGCUUUGCACACACGGGGGAGGCACAGGCUGCAAAAGAAGUAAUAUUGCUGGACUCUAAAGCACAACAGACAGAGUUGGAAUGGAUUUCCUCUCCUCCCAACGGGUGGGAAGAAAUUAGUGGACUGGAUGAAAACUACACUCCUAUACGAACAUACCAGGUAUGCCAGGUGAUGGAAUCAAACCAAAACAACUGGCUUCGGACUAACUGGAUUGCAAAAAGCAAUGCACAAAGGAUUUUUGUAGAACUGAAAUUCACUCUGAGGGAUUGUAACAGUCUUCCUGGAGUUCUGGGGACUUGUAAAGAAACUUUUAACUUGUAUUAUUAUGAAACAGACUACGACACUGGCAGGAAUAUCCGAGAAAACCAAUAUGUAAAAAUAGACACUAUUGCAGCAGAUGAAAGUUUUACCCAGGGUGAUCUUGGGGAGAGAAAAAUGAAACUUAACACAGAGGUGAGAGAAAUUGGACCUUUGUCCAAAAAAGGAUUCUAUCUUGCAUUUCAGGACGUAGGGGCCUGCAUUGCUUUGGUCUCUGUCAAAGUCUACUACAAGAAGUGCUGGUCCAUCAUUGAGAACUUAGCUAUUUUUCCUGACACAGUGACUGGCUCAGAGUUUUCCUCUUUAGUUGAAGUGCGAGGAACUUGUGUCAGCAGUGCGGAGGAGGAGGCGGAGAACUCGCCGAAGAUGCACUGUAGUGCAGAGGGAGAAUGGUUAGUGCCUAUUGGAAAAUGUAUCUGCAAAGCAGGAUACCAGCAGAAAGGAGACACAUGUGAACCUUGUGGCCGUGGGUUCUACAAAUCCUCCUCACAAGAUCUGCAGUGCUCCCGCUGCCCUAGUCACAGCUUCUCUGACAAGGAAGGAUCUUCCAGAUGCGACUGUGAAGAUAGCUAUUAUAGAGCACCUUCUGAUCCACCAUAUGUCGCAUGCACAAGACCUCCAUCUGCACCACAGAACCUAAUUUUCAAUAUCAACCAGACUACUGUGAGUUUGGAGUGGAGUCCUCCUGCAGACAAUGGGGGAAGAAGUGAUGUGACCUACCGCAUUUUGUGCAAGAGGUGCAGCUGGGAGCAGGGCGAGUGUGUUCCCUGUGGGAGUAACAUUGGAUAUAUGCCCCAGCAAACUGGAUUAGUAGAUAACUAUGUCACUGUCAUGGACCUGCUAGCUCAUGCUAACUACACGUUUGAAGUUGAAGCUGUGAAUGGGGUUUCUGACUUGAGUCGUUCCCAGAGGCUUUUUGCAGCUGUCAGUAUUACCACUGGCCAAGCAGCUCCCUCACAAGUUAGUGGCGUAAUGAAAGAAAGAGUGCUGCAGAGGAGCGUGGAGCUUUCCUGGCAGGAACCAGAACAUCCCAAUGGAGUCAUUACUGAAUAUGAAAUCAAGUAUUAUGAGAAAGAUCAAAGGGAGAGGACCUAUUCAACAGUGAAAACCAAGUCCACUUCAGCUUCUAUUAAUAAUCUAAAGCCAGGAACAGUGUAUGUUUUCCAGAUUCGUGCUUUUACUGCUGCUGGUUAUGGAAAUUACAGCCCCAGACUGGAUGUUGCCACACUGGAAGAAGCCACAGCCACAGCUGUUUCCAGUGAACAGAAUCCUGUUAUUAUCAUAGCUGUGGUUGCUGUGGCAGGAACUAUCAUCCUGGUCUUCAUGGUGUUUGGAUUCAUCAUUGGACGAAGGCAUUGUGGCUAUAGCAAAGCGGAUCAAGAAGGGGAUGAAGAACUUUACUUUCAUUUUAAAUUUCCAGGCACCAAAACCUACAUUGACCCUGAAACCUACGAGGACCCAAAUAGAGCUGUCCAUCAAUUCGCCAAGGAGCUAGAUGCCUCUUGUAUUAAAAUUGAGCGUGUGAUUGGCGCAGGAGAGUUUGGUGAAGUGUGUAGUGGGCGUCUAAAGCUUCCUGGCAAGAGAGACGUUGCAGUAGCCAUAAAAACUCUGAAAGUUGGCUACACUGAAAAGCAGAGGAGAGAUUUCCUGUGUGAAGCAAGCAUCAUGGGGCAGUUUGACCAUCCCAACGUGGUUCACUUAGAAGGAGUCGUUACCAGAGGGAAACCAGUCAUGAUUGUAAUAGAAUACAUGGAGAAUGGGGCCUUAGAUGCAUUUCUUAGGAAACAUGAUGGGCAAUUUACAGUCAUUCAGCUAGUGGGAAUGUUGAGAGGAAUUGCUGCUGGAAUGAGAUAUUUGGCCGAUAUGGGAUAUGUACACAGGGAUCUUGCAGCACGCAAUAUUCUUGUCAACAGCAACCUUGUUUGUAAAGUAUCAGACUUUGGCCUUUCCAGAGUUAUAGAAGAUGAUCCAGAGGCUGUCUACACUACAACCGGCGGAAAAAUUCCAGUGAGAUGGACAGCUCCAGAGGCCAUUCAGUACCGCAAAUUUACAUCAGCCAGUGAUGUGUGGAGUUAUGGAAUAGUUAUGUGGGAAGUAAUGUCUUAUGGAGAACGGCCUUACUGGGACAUGUCAAAUCAAGAUGUUAUAAAAGCAAUCGAAGAAGGCUAUCGUUUGCCAGCACCCAUGGAUUGCCCAGCGGGACUGCACCAGCUGAUGCUGGAUUGUUGGCAGAAGGAACGCGGUGAAAGGCCAAAGUUUGAGCAGAUAGUUGGCAUUCUGGACAAAAUGAUUAGAAAUCCAAACAGCUUGAAAACCCCACUGGGAACCUGUAGCAGACCAAUUAGCCCUCUUCUGGACCAGAACACUCCCGAUUUUACCACUUUCUGCUCCGUAGGCGAAUGGUUACAAGCUAUUAAGAUGGAAAGAUAUAAGGAUAAUUUCACAGCAGCAGGCUACAACUCUCUUGAAUCAGUUGCCAGGAUGACUAUUGAGGAUGUGAUGAGUUUAGGGAUCACGUUGGUUGGCCAUCAAAAGAAAAUCAUGAGCAGCAUUCAGACUAUGAGAGCACAAAUGCUACAUUUACACGGCACUGGCAUCCAAGUGUGAUAGACAUUUCUCCCUUAUGAGGGAGGUGACAGACUGAGAGAACAGCACUGGCCUUCAGUAUAUAUGAAGUGCUGCUAGAAGACACUUGAUUUCCUGGGUCCUUCCUGCAGUGAAUAGAAGAGCUACAAGAAGCACCUACAGACUUGAACUCCUAAGUGCCACCAGAAUUUAUGAAAAGGGAAUUAGGAUCCACCAGUGGUGGCAAGGAAAACAGCAGUGACAAUAAACAAAGUACUACCUGAAUAAACAUACAAACACCUUGAGCUCUCUAACCUCCUUUUUAUCUAAUAGACUUUUUAAAUGUACAUAAAAAUUUAAAAAAGAAUAUAUUUGUCAGAUAAAAUCAUGAUAUUAUUGUUGAAUUCAACAAAAUAUUUUCCUUAAAUCUGUGAUUUCUGAAUCUUUUUUUAAUCAUUUGUGUUUAUUCUUCAUAAAGACUUUCUUUUAGUAUGAUGUUUAUAUCUUUGGACCUUUUUAGUGCUAAUUCAAUGACACAUUACUACACUGGGUACCUCUGAAGGAUUAUUUGAGUUCCUAGAGAUUUAAGAAGCAUGACCAAGCAAUGUAUAUCUAUCCGAACUUUGGUAUCCUUUUGUGCCAUUUCCUUUUGUUAAAUCAGCACCGUAUUGACAUGGCUAGCUAAUUGGCAGGGAGUCAGGAAAAUGCAAGUUGCCAAGAGCUCUGAUAUUUUUUAAAGAAUUUUUUAAGGUUAUACAUAUGCUAUCUUUUAAAAGAAAAUAAAAGAGAAAAAAAAAAGUAAAGAAAAAGAAAAGCAAUAAUGACCCCUAAGUAGUUCUAGGCACUUUUAGCAAAUUGUUUGCAAGAUGAUUUUAAUGGACUAGAGUUAAACUGAGAUAUAUUCUAAGAUGUAGAUCUGCAGCUGUAAACCUGCUGAGACAGAGCAUUGAAUGGACAAGUGAUUGUAGGGGUGUCUCAGAACACAGGUGCAGUUCUCCAGUGUUACCUAAACCAUUUAAUCUGAGCACAUCACAUUUUUUUUCAGUACUCUGCAUUAGCAAAUCUAAGAGAAAUAGCUGGUGUAUAUUUUCUAUGAGUUUAAGCCGUAUGCAGUCCAGCUGUCAGAAUAAGGACAAUAGCUUUUAUAUGAGAACUGUAGAGCAUGAGACAAGGGGCAGUUCAAAAUUUUCAAUUUUUUUACAAGCUUUUGCUGCUCUGAACAAACAUGCGUGUGCGUGGUCACAUAGACACAGCAGUCAUUCAUCAGGAACAGAGAUGCAAAGGUAGUUGCUCUAUGGAAUAUCUUUUUACACCAUUUACUUAUAUAUAAAUUUUGUUCGAUUAAAAUAUUUAAUUACCAUAAGCAAUAAUGAACAGUGUCUUUACAGAUAUUGCAAGAAUGUAUAUGAACCAGAGAGAAAUGCUUUAAAAAAAAAUCUGAAAAUUGUGAACUACCCCAGCAACGAAAUGCUGUACUUCCAAAGAGAAUUGGGCUGCUUCUAUUGAUUUUGAUAGAGAAAGAUCCCAGGGAUCAGUCAUAAAUUGGUCUGGUUUGAUAAUGUGGGCAUCCACACAAAAAAAAUAAAAACAAAAGAAAAACCUUGUAAAUGUUCCUUUGUAAAACUUGUAAAUUUUAUUUAUACUGUCUUGUUUUGUACACACAUUUAUGUGUAGUGAGCUCUGAAUACAUUGAAAAUGCACUAUAUUUUUCUAUUUUACUUGCAGAGCAUCACAAACAAACAUGUAUAUUCAGUGCUACAUAACGUGUUUUCCCACAUUUAGGACCAAAGAUAGUUAUCAAAAACUUAAAUGCAUCAUUUUCCCCCCUCCUUUUUUCUCCCUUUUUUUAGAUCACUGUACAGUGUUAUAUUUGUCAUUUUAUUUAUUUGUUUCAUUAGAAAAGUUUGGUUAUACUAAUUUUUUGUUCCCCCCCACCUUUGUUGAAGAAAAUCUGUAAAAAGCUUUUAACUAGCAUAAUCCCGAUACAUAUACACUUCCAUUUGUAAUCUUUGUAAUAGACUGUAAAUAUAUUUUUGGAACUAUAAUGCAAUGUGCAUAAGGGUUAUUUUUCAGUGUCCAUAUAUGAUUGUUUAUACAAUUCACAGCACUUUACAGUCAUGCUGAGAAGCCUAAUUUAUUGCCUGGAUUUGGGCAGAGUAAGAAAAAAAGGUGACUAUUCUUAUUUCGUAUUAGAUUGUCAUUCAGUAGAAACAGAGUUAUUUUCACGUAUGCAGCUCAAGAUGUUUUUUUAACUAUUAAAAUUAAUUUUCUAAAAAUACUGUAGGAGUAAGACGCAGAGUAGACUGCAUGCCCAAUAUUGAAAUUAGUGCACGCAAGCACUCGGACAAGGCAUUUCAAGUAACCAUUAGAACACAAUUAAUAAAUACACAAUUAAUAAACAUCCAUUUUGUGUUAUAACAAAUGCUAAGUGCCUCACUACUGGGGUGAGCGUCUGUGGGCAGCUGGGCAGGGUGCUUGUCAGUCUUGUUGCUGCUUUAGGCACCCAGCUAAGAAUUUAGCAGUCUUAAGUUUAGACACCUGCUUCCUUAUAAAUCUUGGCUACUGUUUCCAAGGGCUUGGUCAUCAAAGGUGCAAUGCAGCAAUGCUGGUAUUGCUGAGAACCUACGAACCCUAAAUGCAAAAGAAUUGAGGCCAGGCUUCACCUUUAGGACUUGUUCAAUAUUCUGAAGCACAGAGGCCUCGAAGCAUGUGUGGUGACUUGGGCUCACACAUGUACAAGUGAGGGCCCUAAUGAUAUUUCUUCCUUAAUUUUCCUGGUUUGAUUUAAGCCAUCUUCUUUGAAUAGUAAAUAUAUUUUAGCAUUCAUCUAUAUACCUUGACUGCCUUAAUGUUGCCACAGAUUUUUACACAUUUGAAAGUGGUAGAGUAGACCCAGAAAGCACAAUCGCAAUCAACCGCAAUCAAUCAGAUAACUUAUCUAUAUGUUAAGAUCAUUACUGCAUUUAGAACACAUGCAUGUAAAUUGAUUUGUAACUGGUAGAGCAGCAACAUAUUGACAUUGGUUGCAGUUCCCCAGGUUUCAAAAAACACAGUCCAGGGUAAGAAAAAUAAAGUGCCAGAGAAAGUUGAUGUUCAUGGGAGGAACUGAAGAAAAAGUUGGGUCACAGGGAGAAUGAAAGGCUAAAUGAUGAAAAAAAAAUUCAGUUCUGGCUUCAUUUCAAAGGAUUUGGAAAUUGUGCAUUGCUAAUGACAGAUUGCCAGGCUGUCAGUGAGGCUGAUCUUUCUUGACUUUAUCCAUCUACAAGCAUCUAGAAGAGAGAUGCCUAAAGAAAAGCAGGAUGAAUCUCCCUCUGGGAAUGCUUAUCUCCAUUAGCUGUAGAGGGAAGCCAGAUGAUUAGCUUAAAUUAGGCAUCUAAUAUCUAUAUAGCUAAAGUUAGGUAAAGUGAUUCCUACCCUAUCUGUCCUUGGCUGCUACAGUUUUCCUUGUAAGCCGAGUGUCGUAGAAAGGCAGCUCCUCCACCACUGGUAUAUCCCAGAAUGUAUUUAAACUGGGCUUUAUCACAGAAAGAAGUGAUUUUUUUAAUUACUAUUAUUAUUAUUAUUCAGAGGCUUGUAACAGGUCAUCUAAAUGCUUUUUGUAUGUGGAUAUAAAUUCUUGAAAAUUUCUGUGAUUGUUCUGAGGAAGACCUGCCUAGUAAAUUACAGUUAUUUAAUAUUUUAAAUAAUCAGAAAUAUUUGCUGACAUACUGCUUUAGUCCAGAGGUUAUGUGAUCAGAUAUGAUAGUUGCUGUUUGCAAAACCAUGUUUAUCUAAAGCCUUGUCAUGUAAAAAUCUCCAGGAGGCAAAGAUGCUUAAAUGUAUCUCAAAUUGAAUGUUGCCCUUAAUAUCUCAAUAAUUGAGCUCUGUCUGUAUUAUUUUCAGUUUAAAAUGAGGUCUUUUAUAUUUGUUUAAGCUUGAAUUAUCUGGCAUCCACUGAGGGAGUUUGAAAAAUUGAUUUUAAAUUAAAUUUGCUUUUCUCCACUAAUAGUAAUAUACAAUGAAUAGUUUCCACUGUUUUGAAUGUUACAAAAACUAUUGCUUUAAUGUGGGGGAUGAAGGGGUUUAUUUUUGUUUUGUUGUUGGUAUUUUUUUACAUUUAUUGGUUAGUAGUUGAAAUAAAAAAAAUAAUAAUUUGUCCUUAACUUUCUAAGUAAUUCAUAUGCAGCAAUUUUGAGAAUUAUUUAAAUUCCAUGACUUUUGGGUUACUGCUGAGAUGGUAUUCGUGUCACUACAGCCAUUGUGCCAGGAGAUACAGAGACACCCUGCCACAGGAGCAGGUUCAGCUAACAUUCUGUUGCCCAGUAACGGCAUGAAGCAGUUCACUGCCUGUGUGAAAGGAGUGAAGGGCAACUUGGCCAAAAAAUGGUCAUUUCACCUUUUAAAAGUAUAUUUGUUACAUGUUAGAGCUAAAACAUCCUUAAUUCAUUGCCUCCCUUGCAUGUGGUUAAAAACUGAUGUGCUCAUGAUAUGCAUUUGGGCUUUGGUGAGUUUUGUUUGUUGGUUGGGUUGUUUCUCCUAUUUGUUUUAUUUUAAACAAGUGACAUUUGAAGUUCUCGUGGAAGAGAACAGAUUCCAUACAGAAUGACAAGCGCUGUUUUAGGAAAGUACAAUACAAAUUCUUGCCCAAGAGCCAUUCUGGCAGCAGGUGCUGCCGGGGUAUUCAGACAGUUGGUGCUAUGAUAUUCUGAGCAGUUAUCACAACAGGGUUUCUCCAUCUUCAGGACAUGUUAGGACUGUGCUUCUGAUCAAUUAACUCAUAUAUGGAAACAGGCAAAAUUUUUCCCCCCACUAAUUUGUAAUGGACCUGCAUAUGGUAGAUUUGAGAUUUGCAAGAUUACUCAAAAGUCUUAGUCUAAAACAAAUUUCUAGUAAAACAUGAAAUCCUGGGCUGUAGCCUAUAUUUUUUUCUCAUAUUCUCUUAAGGGAUUCAAAUAUAGCCAAACAAUUACUUUUAAACAGGUAUCUUUAUUGUUUGCAUAAUGCAGCCCUCUAUUUACUUGGAAAUAGGCGGUUCUACAAUUAAAGUUCCUGCAAAAAUUGAUUGGGGAGGAAUGGGAAAGCAGAGAUGAAAUAACAACAGUUUAGGGAAAAAAAAAAAAGAAAAAAAGAAAAACCUCAUCCAACAAAUGGCCUGUGAAACCCAAAGUAUAACAGGGUUCCCCAUUUUUGUAACAUAUUCCAUAUAGGGAUUUGAAAAAUAUAAAUGAUUAAAUCAUAGGCACAAAAUCUGCAGUAUCCUGACAAAAGAGUAGUGGCAGAAUGCAAGCUAAUUUUAUGAGAGUUUUUCCUCUGGAUUUGGUUUUGUGGGACUUCUAAGUUACAAUAAUUGACACGUGCAUUUAGAGCCAAAUCUGUUGCGACAGGCUAAGGGAUAAAAUUAGCAUGUCCAUAAGAUCCAUGAAAUUCUCAGAGUACUUUCAGGGUGGAUAAGGGUUAGGCAGUUUGAAAGUGAAAGGAGUGAUGUGUAGACCCUGUAGGUUACAUCCAACAAGAUUAUGAAAGGUUAGAAAUUAUGGAGGAAAACCCUCACUUUUGUACGUGGUGAGAAGUCAGAAGAUGGGAGGGAAUGGAAAGAGAGCCGUGAAGUCAUUCAGAAUGUCUGAGAUGUAGGGCUCCACAAGACAUUGCUGACAGGGGAGUUAAGGAGUGUGAAGAUUUUUUAAGUAAAGAGACACUGUUAAUAUAAUAUACUUAAUAAUGGAAUGUGGAGUGGUUUCAGUACUCUGAUUUUUCCUCAGGCCAGAUUGGAAUUUGUCAAAGAGACUAAAUUGAGACAGAUGGGAAAGCAACUGGUAAUACACAACUCAUUCAAGCAGACUUGAAAUCGAGACAUGAAAGGAGAAUUUUACAAUAAAAGCCUGAAAAUAUGACAUGAACUAUGAUGAUAUUUACUCUCAGAUGAUUUUAGAGUAGUUCUCUUUAAGUCUUGUAUAAUGAUAGCAGAUUUUAGCACUUACACCAUACAAAUUGGGUGAAAUUAAUGUCUAAUUAGAGUGACCAAAAAAGAACCACAAGUUAAAAAAUAAUUGAUGUCUUGAUAGACUAUGAAAAAAGAUGUGAUACAGCCAGGCGAAACUUGUGUAGCCAGCCAAAUGAAUCUUGGACAAAACAAGACAUAAUGCCUGGUGCCAGAAGAGCUAAAUCAGGAAUAGAAAAUCUAUUCAUUCAUGGACCAAGGCUUCUGCAUUUAAUUGAACCAAAUAACCAAUAGUAGAACUGUGCUGCUAAUAAUAAUUAAUAACGAAAAAUUACAACUUAGAGGUCAUCUGAUGAAUCAUAACAUGGCUAACACUGAAAAACAUGCACAGUGCUUUAAGCCAUAGCUACGCCCAAAGACUUACAUGUGCUACUGAUAUUAGAGUUCCAUGACUCUGAGUAUGUCAAGUCAUUUAUAAACUGGAGACAUUACAGCCCCAAGUCCAUAAUUAAAGCCUUCCUCUUUUGUGCCAAAACAAAACAGAAGGAAUGCUGAGAGUCUGUAGGAUCUAUCAAGUGCAAUAGAAAUUAUCUUGUGAUUAUAUUGCCCAGAGAUGUAGUCUUCCUCACUGGAGAUAUUCAAGAACCAUCUGGACACAGUCCUGUUCCAUGUGCUUUAGGACAAACCUGCUUGAGCAAUGAGGUUGGACCAGAAGACCCACUGUGGUCCCUUCCAAACUGACCCAUUCUGCGAUUCUGUGAUUGUUGCCUUAGAAUUAUGAGGAAAUACAUGAAUUUACAUAAAGGAACAAACUUCCUGAUCCAAAGAUACUGUCUCAUUGAGGAGAAAAAUCAUCCUUUAUUUUUACUCGUACAUUCAAAUCUGACUUGCAGGAGGCUAGACAGAUAGAUAGAAUGUAUCCACAUUGAUCCCUCUCAUUUCAUGUCUGUAGGAACAUUACUCAAGCAAUUUAUUGAAUGUUAUUCAACCUGUGUUACUAUGCCAACUUCCACUGGCUUCCUGAAGGGCUGCAUGUCCAUUUUUAACAUGUCUGCUGUAACACGUUUCAAUUUCCUUUUCUCAGGGACAAACAGCCUAUGCCAAGAAUGCAUAUGUAGCUUAAGAGCAAGAAGGUGCAGGAAUCUCAGAUUUGUUCUCUCCACCAUGUUGUUUUCAGACAUAAUCAUGAAUUAAAUGUGUUAUUGCCCUAAUAUUUCACAUAGCAAAUUGCAUGAGAAAUCUGAUUUGCCUGGAAGAAACUUAGUAAAAUCAUUCUGAUACCUCCUGAAGGCCACUCAAAAAUGGCAUUUUUUAACUGAAAGAGUUGCAGGCCGUUUCAUUCCAGGUAUCUCUCCUGGUUUGUUUACUGGAGUAGCCCAUAAGUCAUCCCUUGUAUUAGUCUAUACAAAAUAGCAGUGUCUCCUUCACCAGUAGACAAUAUUUGUACCCUCAUGGGCUGCUGGAAAAAAAAAACAGGGUUAGAUUCAAAUCCAGGCCAAUAUGCCUACCUGAAGAAACUGGGCCAGCAAGGCACUGAGAGGUAUUCCUAAUGAGGAUUCUCCUUUAAUAUUACUGGGCCUCAGUGCUGUGAAGAAAUUAUUGUUUGCUGUUGUGGAGAGAAAGGUUGCACUUUACUACAUAGCUUCCCUACUUCAGUUCAUCCACUGCCAAUAGCAGGAGUGGGGGCACGGAAGGAAAAAAAAAUAGCUUUUAGGCAUUUCUUUGUAGUGCUCUUUUCAAGAGAAAUAGUUGUCUCAAUGCCUACAUUACCUAAAUUUGUGCAAGAGGCAAAUCCUGUUUUAUGAUUUCUACUUGCUGGCAAAAGCAUCCUAAUUAGGCUGUGUGCUCUGUGUUGCAAAUCUCAGCCACAAACUGCCUCCUAUCCCACGAAACUGCUUUACUAACAGCAAGGUGACUUCCAGAUAGUACCUUUCUUGCAGUAGUUACUUGAGUAUCCCAACACCAAGUUCCCUCUGCAGUUGUCCACAUUUGUUUACUUGUGCAGAGCUGCUUUUGAGGGAUAUUUUCUCAGCCAUGAGGUAGGAAAUUAUUUGCAGCACCAUGCUCUUCUUCAAUUUCUCCCCAGCUGGCAUCAGUUAUUAAUACUUUCCUAGCAGCAUCCAUGCUUCGCUGCAGGGUAAGUAGAAGAUGAUUGUGAGGAAGGAACAUUUACUACCCCAGAAACAACUAAAGCAAUGUCUAUCUACAACCAACAAACUAUGAGUCAGGGAGACCAUUCUUGAGUGCAGAAGUCAUUAGUGUUGAUUAAAACAAAUCAAAAUAAACAAGAAAAAGAAGUGUGUUUACAGUGGGGGGAGUUGUUGAAUAUAAAAGAGUGGAAUGUCAGGCUUCUGUGGACUGCCCAAUUAACACCAGUGAUACAAGCUAAUGGAGUGUAUUUAAAAUAAUGUCAAAAUCUUUCUGUUGGCAAUCUAAAGGGGAGAUGAACAGCAGAAAAAAACCCCAAAACACCUGGUGAAGGGAUUUUUUCAGGGAAGCAGGAGAAAAGAGUUACCUUUUGUGAUUUUAUAUUCCUUGUAAUGAAUGGGGUACAAAGUCUCUUCCCAUCCAUUUGUACUGUUAUAAACAUAUUUCUUAUAUGGAUUUUAUGAUAUUAAUAUAGCUGGAUUAUUGAAAAUCAUACGAGAACUAAUGCUUGACCUGUGUCAUCUGCUUUUGAAUUAUUUGCUGAAAAAGCAAGAAGAUAUACCAUAGAAAUAUACCUGCUGUCAGUAUAGCAAAGUAUCUUAAUAAUUAUUGAAAAAGGUAAAAAAAUCUGUAUAAAGUAAACCUUUAAAGUAGCUAAUACCAUUUUUACACUUGUAUAUUUGUAAUUGGAUUGUGCAAAGCUGAAUUUAUCUUCUUUUUUUUAACAUCAGAUGCUGUCCAGUUAUUUAAAUUUAAGAUUAAAAAAAUCUAUAUUUCAUAAUGCUUUAGGAAGUGGUUGCAUGAUAUUUAAGGCUGAAUUUUCACAUCUAAGUUAAGAGACCUUCACUUUGGCUACCACAGAAACAGAAGCCAGAUAUCUUAACAAAGACUUAUAUAUGUGCAAAUGUGUCAUUGAACCAUUGCAGCAUACUUUUGCAAAACAGUAUAUUAUAUUUGGCAGGGCUUAGACCAUAACUUCUAUUGUGUUGUUGCUAUUGUUUUUAAUUUAAAGCCUUUUGGUGAUGGAAGUCCUUGUUAGCUAAGGUCAGUGAGCAUUAGUAAGCAGAUGAAUAUGAUGUGAAUUGGUAGAAGCUGUUUGCUGCAAGUAGGGAGAUAUCUCACAGAGGUGACAUCCAGCUGUUACUGAGCUCACUGUCUCUCCUUGUUUAGCAUAAAUGCCAGAACAAGACAACAGACUGUCUCCCCUCAUGCUUACUGAUAGCUGAAUCAUGGCUAUCCAUAGUUCAGGAUGCUGAUGGACAUAUAAUACUUGUCUGGCAUCCUUAUGGAUAAGGCUCACCUUAUUUUUCUGUGAUUUGAUGAAUGGCCUACUUUUCUGGAACUUGUGGGAACGUUACAUAUCUCUUGGGUGAGAAAGGCAUAGAAAGACUGACUCUACAGCAUUGGGCUGUGGGAAGCUGUUACAAAAAGGCCAACAUGAUAUUUUCAACCUCUGUGUGGGAAAGGAGAGACUCAUAUAUUGGUAUUCAUAUGUUGCCAAACACUUUGAGCUGCAGCUGCUUGCCUGGGAAAAGGUUGGGUAGGGUAAGCCUAGUCCAAAAUUACCUCUGAAAUUACUUCCUGCAGUGUACAAUCCCUUCCCUUCCUGAUGCACCUUUCCGCUUCAGAAAUCCCCUCCUUAUUCUGAAAAUCUUGUUUAUGAUAUUUCUGUGGGAAUGAAGAGACUGUUGUUCUGAGCAAAAUGGAGAUUUUUCUUGGAAGACAUUGAGUGGCCUUUCUCUUCCCAGAAAACCUAAUAUCUUGGUCUGCCAGCACCACACUUUGCCAUAUCAUUCUAACACUGCUCAACUCUUAGAUAAAGUGCAUGUGAUCUCUUUGAUCCUUCUUUACAUAUAUCUCCUGUUGAAAGGAUGAAUUUAGGCAUCUAAUUUCAGAGAAGGUUAGGGGCUGUGAAUCCCUAACACAUCCUGAUUUACUGUUGGAAUACAUGAUGCCUUACCCAGGACUCUUGGAGAGCUAGCUCUCAUGGGGUUUCCUUUAUCUGGAAGUUACAGUGUGGGUAGUAACUUUUGCAUGUUUUCUCCCAUUAUUGACUUCGGAUAUGGCCUUGGCGUGUAUCAGAGAUUGGAUGAAUGAGUACUAAAUCCAACCAUACAGAUACAGCAGCCAAGAACUGAAACCCUAUCCUCACUUCAGAGGGUUUAUCCACUGUCUUUGACUGGCAUUCAGUUUCUCCAAACCAUUUUAGGUUUCUAUCUCUUUCCAGGGAGAUAGACUGUCUAAAUCUGGAAUGAUAUCGGACAGCACGGCAGCUAGAAAUGAACCAUUAUGGUAAUGAGUAACUGGGUCAUAGAGAUGAAAGGAAAUUAUCUCAUUGAUUUGCCAUGUGUUGCACAGGGAUCCUCAUCUCCCAUUUGUUGAUGUUUCAUGCUUGUUAGCUUGCACCUGGGCUCUGCUCUGGUGAAACUAGUACUUGGGCUGUGAGAGCUAGUGGCAGCCCAGAGUAACGGUGUGCCACAGUCCAGGGCAGCCCUGUACACCAUCUCAUGAAUCUCUUGAUCUGGAGACCUCCAUCCUGGUGCUAACCAAAAAAAUAUGAGGAGAGAGAGUCAAUACAAAUAUAACUUAAGGUUUUAAAUACCUAUGCAUCAAAGUGCCAUUUGUGACUACCAUUUACCUUUAGCUUUGAAUAAAUUCACAUGUCAAUCAUUUUUACUAAUUCAAAGGCUUACUUGUCUUCAAAAUACUAAAAGGACCUAUCAGAGUAAAAAAGUUCUUCCUUUUCGAAAGGAUUUCUCCUCAGAGUUCCUUUUUGCUGAAUUCUUUUCUCACGCAUUCCAUGCAUUACUAGGGCUUCAAAGGGCAGGUGCAAAAAAACCUAAUAGAAAUGAGAUUUAGCUUAGUUAAUGCCUUUCCUUCAUUUAAAAUUAGUCCCUAGGACACUUUACUGGAGACAGGAGAAAACUUUCUCCAUCAGAUUGCUUCCUCUUUUUGUUUGUUAAGCCUCAGAUAUUAUGGCUAUUAAUAAUAUCAGAACCUCUUCUCAGUUUACCAUAAAACAUCUGCUCCCAUUUUGUCCACUUUGGUGACAGAGAUGUAUGGCAUGCAACGAUGUAUUAAUAACGCUCUUCUCUUGAAUGAGUAUCUUGCCUUUGAUUCACACUGGUAAAUAAUCUAAUCCAUGUGCUGGAAUGACAGAUACUACUUUGGAAUCAGCUAUAAGAAUAUUGGUUGGUAUAGCAGGGGGACAUUCCUCUGCUCAUUUAUUUUUCUUUAGUAUUAGUGUUACAUUGGCUUGUCUCAAUGUCUAUAAUAAAUACCUUUUCUCUCAGGAAUUUUCAAAUAAUUUAGUUAAGAGAUUUCUAGACAUAUGUAAAAUAAUUUCCGUUCAUUCCUGGCCUACAUCAAUUAGAGCUAAAGCUAUAUUGUUUAGAGAUUUCAUAUGACUAGUCGGUCACUAAAUGUACAGUAAAACCCACAUCUUAUUCUUACCUUUUAUUUUUUAAACUCUGGGUUUGUUUUGUUGGGGCUUUUUUAGCAGCACAAGUAAUACAAACAUUGUCUUCAGGUGCCUAAUAUCAUAUAAUGACUGAGAUGAAUCAGUUAAAAUGUUUUAUAAGAUUUUUCAACCAUACUAAGAGCUUCUGAUAAUAUCAGGUUAAGGGAGCGUCUACUUUCAUUAGCUUACAUGCUAGAAUCUACCUACCUUGUGUAUGCUUUUUUAAUUAAGCAGAGUUAAAUUGAACACACCCAUUCCACCGUUGUCCUGCUUCUCUGUUUUAAACAGUUAUCUACAUCUUCUCCCAGUACUUAAUUUUAUACUCUAAUCCCCAUCUGAAAAACUGCACCUCAUUCAUUUAUUUCCUUUGUUUCCAAUACUGAAAUUGUCAAGUAUAACCCUGUGGCUCAUUGAGAUCCGACGUGAAACACAACUACAUUUCCUUCAUGUUAGAGGUGUUUGCUUGGGAAUUUUUGAGUUUAUUGAUGUUUACCUAGCCAGUCAAUGGGAAUUUUUUUCAAAUAGUGGUGUAUACAUGGCAAUGAAAAUGAUAGUGUAAUUUACCUCUAUUACUUCCUGAUAUCAGGAUUCUGCUGCACUGCAAAUUUCAUAUCUGUUGUUAUUAUUUGUUUGACAGAAUCAAAAACAUGCCAGGUGCUUUGCAAAACAGAGAA